Kwoniella botswanensis is the source of this 1068-nucleotide messenger RNA. RefSeq lists its product as uncharacterized. Gene Ontology annotation, molecular function: ribose phosphate diphosphokinase activity; magnesium ion binding. Lineage: Eukaryota; Fungi; Basidiomycota; Tremellomycetes; Tremellales; Cryptococcaceae. Gene Ontology annotation, biological process: purine nucleotide biosynthetic process; 5-phosphoribose 1-diphosphate biosynthetic process; ribonucleoside monophosphate biosynthetic process. The transcript is spliced from 8 exons. The record is from RefSeq and is a predicted model, not a curated record. Gene Ontology annotation, cellular component: cytoplasm; ribose phosphate diphosphokinase complex. Bases 1 to 1068 code for a protein of 355 amino acids.
AUGCACCAGACUGGAAACUCCAUCAAGCUACUCACGGGUAACUCCCAUCCCAGAUUGGCAGAAGCCGUAGCAGCUCGCCUCGGUAUCCCCUUGACCCCAUGCCACGUAUCCAAAUUCUUAUCAUUAGAAACAUCCGUUCAGAUCCAUUCGUCGGUCAGAGACGAAGAUGUUUUCAUACUUCAAUCUCCUUCUCCACCCGAUAUCAAUGAUCAUCUGAUGGAACUGUUAAUUAUGAUUUCCGCUUGUAAGACAGCUUCCUCGAAACGAAUCACAGCUGUCAUCCCCUGUUAUCCCUACGCUCGACAGGAUAAGAAAGAUAAAUCGAGAGCUCCCAUCACAGCCAAACUCGUAGCGAACCUCUUGGCAGUCGCAGGAGCCGACCACGUCAUAACGAUGGAUCUCCACGCCUCUCAGAUCCAAGGUUUCUUCGAUAUACCUGUAGAUAACCUGUUCUCCGAACCUAGCAUGGUUCAGUAUAUCAAACAGGAAGUAGAAGGUUGGAGAAACGCUAUUAUCGUCAGUCCUGACGCGGGUGGUGCCAAGAGAGCCACAGCGUUAGCCGAUCACUUGAAUCUCGAUUUCGCCCUUAUCAACCGUAAACGUAAACGAGACAUGGCAGCGUCCAUGACUUUACCUACCGUCCCACCAACACCAACAGGUUCAGAUUCAGGCUCAACAUCAGAAGACAACGAUUCGUAUUUUGUUGAAAAGAUGGAAUUGUUAGUUGGUAAUGUAAGAGGUAAAGUGGCGAUCUUGCUGGAUGAUAUGAUCGAUACGGGUCAUACAGUCAGACUUGCUGCGGAUGUGUUGAGGGAGAAUGGUGCUAAGGAAGUUUACGCGUUGAUCUCUCAUGGUUUAUUAUCCGAUACUACCAUGGAGAACCUACGUGAUCUACCAGUUAAAAAGUUGAUAGUCACCAAUUCGAUUGAUCAAACUGAUAGGAUCAAAGCUACAAAUGAUAAGAUUGAUAUCAUCGAUAUCGCUCCGGUCAUUGCUGAAAGUAUAAGAAGAACUCAUAAUGGUGAAUCGAUUUCAGCUUUAUUCAGACCUAAUGAAUUGUUCAUUUAA